AUGAUCACCAGCUUUCGAAGUCCUGAAGGCCAAGAGCUUGUCCGUCAACUCGCAAUCGCUGAGCUUCCGUCAUAUUACAUACCCUACCACUAUCAAAUCGAAGGACUAUGUGCCACUCUUGACGGACUUGAUCUUGUUGCAAUUAUCGCAACAAGGGGCGGAAAGACAGCUUAUACGUUCCUCGUACACCUCGUCAUCAACGCUAUCCAUGCAGACAUUUCACUCCCAAUAUCCAAGGAAGUGAGGGAUAGGCUGCCUCGCCACCCGGUCUCACUCUUGCUCUUACCUACGAACAAUCUUGAAGUCGAAAAGGUGUGUGCUCUUCUCACUUCAUUCGGUCUCGACGCUCUGGCUAUCAACAGUGAUACAUUGCUUGCCGGUCGGGAGAGUGGCCGUGAUCUAUGGCAGUUGGCUCGCUCUAUCGAAGUCAUUAUUCUGUCCCCAGAACAGUUAACCUCCGAUUCAUUCAAGCAGCUUUUGGAUGAUAGCGCAUUCAGAGUUCGCUUGUACUUACUCCACGUCGACAAGUUCCAUCUUAUAUACAAGUGGGGGCCAAGUUUUCGCAAGGCCUUCUAUCAGAUCGGUUACAUGCACUCUCGACUACCAGACCAAUGUGUUUGUGUCGCCACAACAGCCACACUACUCAAAGAGCGCAAGCAAGAAGUUUUCGCGCAGCUUCGUGUCAAGGAGGGCCAGUUUCACCUCAUCCAUCACUCGAAUCAUCGUGACGACCUCCAGUUUCUCAUCCGUCCCAUGAGCACGGGCAUCGGCGGACGCACAUUCCCUGAUCUUCAUUCGACACUCACCAAUGGCCGACGCACUAUCAUAGCGUGCAACACCAUCAACCUCGGCUUUCGUGUCCUCCUCGACUUGUACAAGCAUGCUGGUCCAUCCACCAAUCUCAUGAAAAAGAUAAGACUCUUCAACUCCCUUAACGAGCCGAGCUACAACCAACAGACACAACACCUUUUUGAGACCAAGGAUCCCGAGUCGCAAAUCAUUAUUGCAAGAGAUACACUAUGCGUGGGCGCAAACAUCCCUGGAAUCGCCGACGUCAUCAUGUUCGGUGUAGUGGCGGACACAACCGACUUUGUGCAGUGGCCCGGACGUGCGAACCGUGAUCAUUCGCUUCCCUCAGCAAGGGGCAUCCAUGUACAUCACACCCAAAGCGCGCGAACACGCCGAACAGGCUCUGAAACCCAAACCGCUGACACCGACGCCUCAGAAUAA
Molecule: messenger RNA, 1230 nt
Organism: Stereum hirsutum FP-91666 SS1
Lineage: Eukaryota; Fungi; Basidiomycota; Agaricomycetes; Russulales; Stereaceae
Exons: 2
Coding region: 1-1230 (409 amino acids)
Biological process (GO): double-strand break repair via homologous recombination
Cellular component (GO): nucleus; chromosome; cytoplasm
Molecular function (GO): ATP binding; four-way junction helicase activity; 3'-5' DNA helicase activity
Source: RefSeq, a predicted model, not a curated record